AUGGGGACCCCUCCCAAAAUUUGUUUUUCAACCCAGGAAACGGAAAAAAUCAUCGCAGAGCUGAACGAGACGUGGGAGGAGAAGCUGAGACGGACGGAGGCGCUGAGGCUGGAGCGGGAAGCGCUGCUGGCCGAGAUGGGGGUGGCUCUGCGCGAGGACGGCGGCACUGUCGGGGUGUUUUCCCCCAAAAAGACUCCGCACCUGGUGAACCUCAACGAGGACCCCCUGAUGUCCGAGUGCCUCCUGUACCACAUCAAGGACGGCGUCACCAGGGUGGGACGGGUGGACGUGGACAUCAAGCUCUCGGGACCGUCCAUCCAGGACCAGCACUGCCUCUUCCGCAGCUGCCCCGACCCCUCCUCGGGGGAAGCUGUGGUGACGCUGGAGCCGUGUGAGGGGGCUGAGACCUACGUCAACGGGAAGCAGGUGACGGAGCCGGUGGUGCUCAAGUCGG
Molecule: messenger RNA, 454 nt
Organism: Zonotrichia albicollis (white-throated sparrow)
Lineage: Eukaryota; Metazoa; Chordata; Aves; Passeriformes; Passerellidae
Source: RefSeq, a predicted model, not a curated record